UUCUUUAUCGACCCCAUAAUGUUCGAAAGUUGUGGCGUCCAAAUCCCCCAAGGCCGAAUUGCAAUUCCUAAUCGGAUAAUGGAGUAUCUUGACGACAUUACUUUAUUCAAGUCUGCAGUUGCCGACUAUUUUAAAAAUGUUCAUCAUUGGAUACCAGUCAUCUCUCGCAUACGCCUCCAUAAUCUGGUAUCCAAUAGGCCGCUCCAUCAACAAGACCCAGAUUCCAUCUUACUUCUCCUGUCUAUAAAAUUAAUUUUAUCAAUACCGAACCAAAAUAAGAGCCCACCAGAAUUGUAUACUAAUACUAAACAAUUUUUCUUCUUGGUUGAGGCGGCCGGUUGUUUUACUCUCCAGAUGGUCCAAGCAGGCAUUAUGAUUGCUCUCUAUGAGUUGGGUCAUGGUAUCUAUCCAGCCGCCUUUUCUACCAUUUCAACAUGUGCCAGAUAUGGAACUGCACUCGGAAUCGAUGAACUAAACAGAGCUGAUCUCACGAGUGCAGGCGGAGAGGAAAAAGUCCGAGUGUGGUGGGGAGUCCUCCUUAUUGACCAUAUUCUGAAUAUCGGGGUUCACGGGCGCCAGCUCAGCACUCAGGGUCCAAAGAGUAACCAGCCAUUACCGAUGGAUGAUGACGACUGGGAUCGACUGGUAGCCAUGCCCAGAGAGCCCCAGCGACUUUCCAACCCAACAGAACUAAAGGCAGGCAGCUUUGCUCGAACAGCACAAGCUAUAAAUCUCCUAAGUCAGGUUUUCCAAUACCUGGGUAACCUUAGAGCUGGUCUACAGUUAGAAUUCGAGCAUCUCGAUCAGCUGAAUCGAACAAUUUUGUCACUGAGUAAUCUAGUGGAGGAAGAAAGUGCCCAAAGAGGGAUUCUUCUGUGUUGCCCUGUUGGAUUUUGUAG
Trichoderma atroviride IMI 206040 is the source of this 899-nucleotide messenger RNA. RefSeq lists its product as uncharacterized. Gene Ontology annotation, biological process: DNA-templated transcription; regulation of DNA-templated transcription. Lineage: Eukaryota; Fungi; Ascomycota; Sordariomycetes; Hypocreales; Hypocreaceae. Gene Ontology annotation, molecular function: DNA-binding transcription factor activity, RNA polymerase II-specific; DNA binding; zinc ion binding. The record is from RefSeq and is a predicted model, not a curated record. Gene Ontology annotation, cellular component: nucleus.